Molecule: messenger RNA, 876 nt
Organism: Fragaria vesca subsp. vesca
Lineage: Eukaryota; Viridiplantae; Streptophyta; Magnoliopsida; Rosales; Rosaceae
Product: L-ascorbate peroxidase 3, peroxisomal-like
Exons: 9
Coding region: 1-876 (291 amino acids)
Biological process (GO): hydrogen peroxide catabolic process; cellular response to oxidative stress; response to reactive oxygen species
Molecular function (GO): peroxidase activity; heme binding
Source: RefSeq, a predicted model, not a curated record
AUGGCCUCAUUACGGUCUGCAAAGGCAAGGCAACUCUACCUGCAGGAAAUUGAGAAGGCUCGCCAAGACCUUCGUGCUCUUAUCUACAGCAAGAACUGUGCUCCUAUUAUGCUUCGUUUAGCAUGGCAUGAUGCUGGAACAUAUGAUGCUAAAACAAAAACUGGAGGGCCUAAUGGCUCAAUCAGGAAUGAGGAAGAGUUAAAACAUAGUGCCAACAAUGGACUGAAAAUCGCGGUUGAUUUAUGCGAAGAAGUGAAGGCCAAGCACCCAAAAAUUACAUAUGCCGACCUCUACCAGCUUGCUGGGGUUGUUGCAGUAGAGGUCACUGGAGGUCCACCUAUUGAUUUUAUUUCGGGUAGAAAGGACUCAAAGCAAUCACCACCAGAAGGCCGUCUUCCAGAUGCCAAACUCGGUGCAUCACAUUUAAGGGAUACUUUUUACCGCAUGGGACUAGAUGAUCAGGACAUUGUGGCUCUAUCAGGAGGCCACACAUUGGGAAGGGCACAUCAGGAGAGAUCAGGCUUUGAUGGACCCUGGACAAAGGAGCCUGCGAAGUUUGACAACUCAUACUUUGUGGAACUAUUGAAAGGGAAGUCACAAGGACUGCUGAAACUUCCCACAGACAAGGCUUUAGUGGAGGAUCCCGAGUUCCAUCACUAUGUCGAACUAUAUGCAAACGAUAAGGAUGCAUUCUUCAGAGACUAUGCAGUAUCACACAAGAAACUAUCCGAACUUGGCUUUAGUCCACCUUCUUCAGGUCAGAAGGUAGGACUUGCUCUUAGCAUUGCUGCUAUCCUAGUUUUGGCAUUUGUGUGGGAUCAGUUGACAGAUAUCAGCCCAGACCCUUAUCUAUUAUGGAAACAAUACAAUAAUUAG